AUGAUGAAAGUUAUCGCCAAAAACAAACAACAAAAACAAAAAAACAAAAGCUAUGGUCAAUAUUGUUUACAAUUUUGUCGUGAAGGUAUUUGUCGAAAAGGUAGACAUUGUUCAUUUGAACAUGAUCCAUCUAAACGUGGUAUUUGUCAAAGAAUCCUAACACAACAACUUUGUCGAAAACCAAUAUGUCAUUUAUCACAUGAUAAAACACCGGAUAAAAUGCCUGAUUGUAGAUUUUUUCUUCGUGGUAAAUGUACGGCUGAUAAUUGUCAAUAUCGUCAUGUUAAAGUGAAUAAAGAUGCAAAAUUAUGUGAAAAUUUUGCCAGUGGUUUUUGUCUGCAAGGAUUAUCGUGCAAUAAACUGCAUCAAUUUAAAUGUUCAGCAAUUGGACAACGGAAAAAAUGUCCACGUGGUGAUCAAUGUAAUAAUUAUCAUCCACCUAAAAUCGUUCAACAACAACAACAACAACAAAAAUCACCAAAAAAGAAAAAACUACAAAAAGAAUCUAAAUUUAAAAAGAUUAAUAAACCGUUGACAAAUGCAGCGAAUAACACUAAUAAUAAUCAAUCAUUAUCAUCACCGAAACAUAAUCAAUCGAAUGAACUUCCAUUAGAUUUAUCAUCACCGAAUACAAAAAAUCUAUUGAAUCAAAUGUUGACCAAACAAUUUCAGAAAAAUCAUCAUUUGAAUAACUCGAAAAGAAUUGAUGAAUCCAGAUCUUUAGUAAACCACGAUGGUAACGACGACGACGAUGAAGAUGAUAAAUCAAUAAUCAAAAAAAUAAUUGAAAAUUUAUCAUUUAUUCCGUUGACAAAAGAUGGCGAUACUUUUGAUAAUGAUUCAUUAAAAAUUGAUUGGAUUCAAUUGAUUCGUCGAUUUCAUAAUGAUAAUGAUGAUGGCCAAUCAUCAAACAUUGAAAAGCCAAAAUAUUUUACCAUUGAUGAUAGUGAUGAUGAUGAGGAUGAUAAUGGUUUGUUAAAUUUAUCAUUAAAACCACCACCACCAUCAACAACGACAUCGACAACAUCAAUAUUGAUGAAUGAAACAAAUAUUUAUCGUCCAAAGUUGAAAAUUAUACCGGAUUUUUUACAAGAAUGAGGAUUGUGGAUUUCUCUCUUUUUGAAUCUGCCCAAUUUACACAUUCAUUUAUUCUAUUCGUGUGUUUAAAAAAAAUUGUCUUUCUUCUUUUCUCACUUUUGCCUACAUUCAAUUUCAUUUUGAUCAUCAUUAUCAUUGUUGUUGUUGCUGUUGAAAACAAACUGAAAAAAAAACACUUUAAUUGAGCUAAACAGGCUUUCUUAUUUUCGAUUGUCAUCGUUUCGUUUUUCUCUCGUUUUGGACGAUGGAAACUAGCAAAAAAAAC
Molecule: messenger RNA, 1363 nt
Organism: Dermatophagoides pteronyssinus (European house dust mite)
Lineage: Eukaryota; Metazoa; Arthropoda; Arachnida; Sarcoptiformes; Pyroglyphidae
Cellular component (GO): nucleus
Molecular function (GO): metal ion binding
Source: RefSeq, a predicted model, not a curated record